AUGAUCAUAAUACUUUCCACAAUUUUAUAUUUUAUACUGACACUUUCCGAUGGUCUCAAUUUAAUUGAUUUACCACAAAAUACAGAACGUCGAAGAGUUAACAAAGUUUUACUAAAACAAUCGGAUAUGUAUGAACCGUAUCCAAGACACCGGGUAACAAAAACUGUUGCCCGUAGAUACUGGCUAUUGAACGAGAACAAUGACGAUGAUAUUGCCUUCAAAGCGAUGGCUGGCCGAACUGCUCCUAAUUAUGAAGACGAGGCUGAUGCUAAUUUAAAAAGCAAAAUAUCGACCCUUGUAAAUCAGACCAUGCACGACACUCAAAGGAAAAUGACAAGCAUUGAAACAUUAAAAAACAAGUACAGAGACCAAGGCCCGUACAGAGCUGGUUUUGUGUUAAGCCUCAUCAAGAAGUCUAGAGACGUUUUAAAUGAGUUAUUCAACGUGGCGGUUAAACACAGAGACGAAUGGAAAGCUCUAGAACAACUGAAGAUCUUUGAACUCAUCGUACACACCAACGUCGAUACAACCAAUUUACUAAGACAGCUUGUUGAAAUACACUUGACUCACAUGAACUCAACGCAAGGCAUAAGGAAAGGUAGCAAAAGAGUUCUUUUGAUUUAG
Helicoverpa zea (corn earworm) is the source of this 624-nucleotide messenger RNA. RefSeq lists its product as uncharacterized. The transcript has 2 exons. The record is from RefSeq and is a predicted model, not a curated record. Bases 1 to 624 code for a protein of 207 amino acids. Lineage: Eukaryota; Metazoa; Arthropoda; Insecta; Lepidoptera; Noctuidae.